Alternaria burnsii is the source of this 1074-nucleotide messenger RNA. RefSeq lists its product as uncharacterized. The coding region runs from base 1 to 1074 and encodes 357 amino acids. The transcript has 3 exons. The record is from RefSeq and is a predicted model, not a curated record. Lineage: Eukaryota; Fungi; Ascomycota; Dothideomycetes; Pleosporales; Pleosporaceae.
AUGAAUUUACCUUCAGAUUCAAAGCAGCCUGCUAUUUUCGCUAUUACCAUUGUCUUUGCGUCUAUCAAUACUCUUCUUGUGGGUGUACGACUGUACCACCGGUUUCUAAUCAAACAAUUCCAUUGGAAUGAUGGCCUCAUAUGUAUGGCAUGGGCAUUAGCAGUUGCGCAAGCGGGCGUUUUUCUGAAGUUCGCCGUGUUGACGAACCAGAGACAUCACAUCUGGAAUAUCGCUACACCCACAAUCGAUCAACUCGUCGAGGCGGACAAGUGGAACAUGGCUCAGCAGCUCCUAUACAACCCCAUCCUUUGUCUUGUGAAAGCAUCGGUACUAGUCUUUUUGAGAAGACUGGGUGACCAAAGAACUCUGGUUUAUUGGAGUUUGCAUAGCCUCUGGUGGUUCAACAUGGGCCAUAUGUUAUCCGUCUUCUUCGCCGCUUUGACACAAUGUGUGCCUAUUCACAUGUACUGGAACCACUACUACACGGACCAGACUAUGAACGGCAAGGUCGUCAACCCGAAUUAUCAGUGCUACAACAUGGCCGCCUUUUCUCUCGUCACUGCCGGCCUCGCGAUUCUGACAGAUGUUCUCAUACUGCUCGUACCCGUAGCCAUGAUGUGGAACUUGCGCAUGGCACUCCGCCAGAAAUUCACUGUCGGCGCCGUACUCUCUGUCGGCUGGAUCGUAGCCAUUCUCGGCGUUGUUCGGUUCAAAGUUUUCUUUUCCAUUACCCUCUCCGGCAUCGAAGUUAACGUCGCGAUCAUGACUGCCUGCGGUCCCGCGCUCAAAGCCCUAGCGACGCGAUGCGUACCGAACCUUUUCAGCUCCAAGAGCACCACAAAGACGAAUGCAUACCACACACGCGGAUACGAAAUGAAUUCAGGUGCUGGCACAACAAAGAACGGUCGCUUCAUUACGACGGCGCUCCAGCCACGCGACAACGACAGUGGUAGCCAAGCGCACAUCGUGCGCGAUAGCAGUUCGCAUACAGACAACAAGAGUAUAGAAGCACCAUCGAUAGAGGAAGCGGCGGCGGUACCAAACAGCAAUACAUUGACAACCAGCAAGGGCUGA